Molecule: messenger RNA, 960 nt
Organism: Somion occarium
Lineage: Eukaryota; Fungi; Basidiomycota; Agaricomycetes; Polyporales; Cerrenaceae
Source: the annotation of a GenBank genome assembly
GUUGCCUCUUUUGAGCGAACCACUACCACCUCAGCGUCAACGUGGUACUGUACGAGUACAUACCAAGAAUUACGAAUAGAAUGGCAUCUGCUGGCAGUACCAAUUCACUCGUGGUCCCUCCUUUGCGUGGAGAUGCUCGAGGUCAAUAUAGAGUACAUAUUGUUGGGAACAGCGGUGCUGGCAAGAGCACACUCGGUAAAGAGCUGGCCGCCCUCCUUGGAGUGCCCUUCAUUGCUCUGGACUCACUCUUCUGGCAGCCAGGUUGGAAGCAGCCUUCGGCUCCUGAGUUCCGCGAGACUGUGCAAAAAGCCCUUGAUCAAGCUGACAAGGGCUGGGUCGUAGAUGGGAAUUUCAAUGCGCGACUUGGGACGAUGAUUAGUGAGGCAGCUACGGAUAUUAUAUGGCUCGACCCUCCACUGGUCCUAUAUUUUCCUCGGCUCUGCCUCCGUACCAUCCUCCGCCUCCUCGGGCUCGCCCCACCAUGUGCCCCAGGCUGCCCAGAGUCCUUCAAAGGAAUCUUCCUCUCCUCAGAUAGUAUCCUCUGGUUCUCCCUGAGUAUGCAUUGGAAAGUGAGGAAGGCCCAGAUGCAGGCUUAUCAGAUAGAUUCUGUGUGGGGCGGUGGGAACCGAAGACGGAUUGGAGGUUGGGGUGGGGAGUUGAGGGACUGGAAGAGGGACGUUGAGGAGAUGAUUAGGGCGCGUGGAGCCUCUGGUACUGGUGCAGGUGGAGAUGAGGAUUCGAUUGGCCGGUAGAGAGUUGGACUGUGGUGCCCGUACCGCGUUUGUACACAGGCACAUGUGCUUUGGAUAUAUUCGAUAAUGAUAAGUAUUAUGUUUAGUACUCUGCUGUCACUCAUAUUGCCGGUUCGUAGUACCAUGUCGUAACAUAACAUCAUGUUUCAAGCACAAUAAUACAUCUGUUGAGUUUGACUCUCACGUCAGUGUCGUCCUUCUCUUCUCC